Molecule: messenger RNA, 1049 nt
Organism: Zea mays
Lineage: Eukaryota; Viridiplantae; Streptophyta; Magnoliopsida; Poales; Poaceae
Product: tyrosine specific protein phosphatase family protein
Exons: 5
Coding region: 109-816 (235 amino acids)
Biological process (GO): protein dephosphorylation
Cellular component (GO): cytoplasm
Molecular function (GO): phosphatase activity
Source: RefSeq, marked provisional
CAACGAGGCAACGGAUCGAGUUCCUCUCCGAACUCCAACUCUGCGCCGCAAUCCACUCAAGAAGGUUAGCCCUCGUGGUCUCGGAUUUGGAUAAUCCUCCGCCGAGGUAUGAAACAGGAGGCGGCCACCAGCAUAGUGGUGACCCAGGAGGACGUCCUGCACCACUACAAGGAGCCUCCACCCCGCCGCGAGGACGAUCCGCCAGCACUGGCUGCGUCGCUGUCGUUGCCGUCGUCACUGUCGGAGGACGAUGGCGACGCCAUGCCGCAGCCAUCUUCAUACGCGGUCUUGCCGCGCCGGGAAGGCGAGCUGGUGUCUGCGGAGGAGCUGCUGCUGGUGCCGCCGCUCAACUUCGCCAUGGUGGACCACGGCGUGUACCGCUCCGGAUUCCCGGACGCCUCCAACUUGCCGUUUCUUGAGACGCUCCGACUCCGCUCCGUCCUGUGCCUGUGCCCGGAGCCAUACCCGGAGGCUAAUCUGGAGUUCCUCCGUGCCCACGGGAUCAAGCUCUUCCAGUUCGGAAUCGACGGCUCCAAGGAACCAUUUGUGAACAUACCAGAAGAUAGAAUCCGUGAAGCUCUAGAAGUCAUCCUAGAUGCAAGCAACCAUCCGGUUCUUAUUCACUGCAAGCGAGGAAAGCAUCGAACCGGCUGUGUGGUUGGAUGCUUUAGGAAAUUGCAACGCUGGUGUCUAACUUCAAUAUUUGACGAAUACCAGCGUUUUGCUGCUGCCAAAACAAGAGUUUCUGACCUACGGUUCAUGGAGCUAUUUGAUGUAUCGAGCAUAAAGCAUUUAGCAUUUGAGUCGUCUGUAUGAUAGUAACAUUGGUGCAUGAUAACAACUCAAUACUGGUUCCAUUACGGUGUCAUCUUUUUCAUUUAAGAAAAAAAAUCAUUUCUAAAAAUGCUACCUUAUUACUCCCUCCAUCCCCAAAUAUAAUUCGUUUUAGACUAAAUAUAUAUUAAUUAAUUAAUCUAUAAAUAUUAUUUGUAUUUGUAUGUAUAUAUUCAUUAUCAUUGUGGACGGAAAAAAAGUCUAUAUUUUGAGAC